Emericellopsis cladophorae is the source of this 1719-nucleotide messenger RNA. Its product is annotated as Phosphatidylinositol N-acetylglucosaminyltransferase GPI2 subunit-like protein. The record is from RefSeq and is a predicted model, not a curated record. Gene Ontology annotation, cellular component: membrane; glycosylphosphatidylinositol-N-acetylglucosaminyltransferase (GPI-GnT) complex. Gene Ontology annotation, biological process: GPI anchor biosynthetic process. Bases 1 to 1719 code for a protein of 572 amino acids. The transcript has 4 exons. NCBI's taxonomy places the organism in Eukaryota, Fungi, Ascomycota, Sordariomycetes, Hypocreales, Bionectriaceae.
AUGAAGCCAAGGAACAGCGUGGGCAGCUCUCCGUUGGCCAGCCCCAAGAACUCGCUUGAGGAUUGGGAGAACAGGCUGAUUGGCAAGACGCUCCAUGCCACUGACACUGGUCCAACUACGUUCUGCAUCAAGGAUCUUCCGGGAGAAAGGCGGAUCAUUAAACCCAACGACGCCACGACCGAAGAUUAUAUCGAAGAGAGGCUGAAUGUCACUCAUCACCACCACCACCACCAGCACAAUGAAAAGGACGCCUUGACAGCGAUGCCCUCGCACACCGACGACGAUGAGAGCGAGACACCGUUUCCCACGCUAGACCUUCAUGUCUCCUCCCGGCUCGCCAGCGGCCUCCUCUCGCCCGACGAUGCCUUUCCCCCGCCCCAUCGCGCCCCCUACGCUGGCGACAGCGCGAGCGAGCUGGGACGACCGCGCCUGCGGAGGCUACACAGCGACCAGGGUGGCAGCAGGCGGCGCAAGAGGUCCUGGAAGAAGCUCAUGUGGGUGAAGCAGUCAUACCCCGACAACUACACCGACCAAGCUACCUUUCUCGGCGACCUCCAGCGGAACCCACGCCUCAAGCCGUACGACUUCUGGCCCCUCGUUGCCGACUCGACCGUCAUCCUGCAGCACGUCUGCAGCGUCAUCAUCUUCGUCGUCUGCUUCGCCUUCAUUUUCCAGGACCGCGUAUCACCCGUCUCCAUCGUGAGCUGGAGCAGUGGCGCCACCGUCGCGGGCUGGUUCGUGUGGGAGUACUGGGUGUCUCGCGAAGACCAGAACGAAGACCCCUCGUCCCUGGGCACGAGCGUCGCGACCGUUGUCGUGGGCCGGAGCGGGAGUCUGAACAGACGCAGAACACGGGCGGCGAGCAUACGUCGUCAAACGCCCCUGCGCAGCGAGUCCACGGCACGAUACCCCCCUUCGGGCCUCUCCGCGCCCCCGACCAAACUCUCCUUGACAGACGUGUCGGCCAACAGCUCGACGAGUAAUCUCUCGUCGGCAGGUCGGCCGCCGCCGACGACAGUGUCCACGCCCAGCCUACGCACGAGGUUGAGCCACGAGAUGCUGUCGUCGCCCAGUGAGACGAUCCCCCCCUUCAACCCGGGCGAGAUCAACCAUUUUCACGAACGUCUUGGCACCCUCAAGUCGUCGGCGCUCAUCUACUCGACCCUUCUCGGCCUCAGCCCCAUCCUCAAGUCGCUGACCCGGUCGACGAGCAGCGACAGCAUCUGGGCCAUGUCCUUCUGGCUCCUCGUCAUCAACAUCUUCUUCUUUGACUACUCGGGCGGCGUGGGCGCCAAGUUUCCCGCCUCCCUCUCGACCAACGCUGCGCUGAUGGCCUCGACCGUGCUCGCGAGCCGUCUCCCCUCCACCACGCAAGUGUUCAGCCUCACGCUCUUCUCGAUCGAGGUAUUUGGGCUCUUUCCCGUGUUUCGGCGGCACGUCCGUCACCAAUCGUGGCAACUCAACGUCGCGCUGACCAUCCUGCUCGUCCUGGGCGCGGGCUUGGGGGUGGGUCUGGUGGUGCGGCAAAGGGAAGAUGGCGGCUGGAACUGGACGAGCGGCAUUGUGGGCAUGGUGAUCAGUGUGCUGUUGGCCGUUGUGGGCACGGGGGGAUGUAGCUGGUGGCUGAUUGGGUUGCAAAAGUAUAAGAACGAGAUCCGAGGACCGUGGGAUCCUGCGAGGCCGAUUAUAAUGAACCGGCAGAGGUGGGAUGAUAAGUAG